UAAAUCAAACACCAACUAAUUUAACUAAGGACAGUGAUGUGUCAACAGUGCCAUGUGCAAGUGAGCACCCUGAUUCUGUCCCCAUGGACGAGCAAAAUUCAGCUUGUGGCAGUAAUGGAGCUCAAAUACAAUUAAAACCCAGUAAAGAAUUGGCAUCGCAGGCUGAGUCUGUCAGUCAGAGCCAGGAGCAGGUGGGGGUCUCAGAGGGAGAGGUGGUGGCAGAGGUGAGGGAGGAGGAGGAAAGCAGGGGGAAGGGUAGUAGCCAUGUGGAAAUAGAAGAGUGGGUGAUUGAAGAUAACACAAUGGCAGAGGUGAAUGAAGGAGCCACACAUUUACUAAGAGAGGUAGAACCAGGACAAGAAAAUGAAUACAAUGAUGGGUACUUUAAAGAUCAGAUAGAUGUCCCUUAUGCUGUACGUUCUCGCCGAGCAGCUAACAGACACCCUCAUUUCCCCCAGUACAACUAUCAGGUACAGGUAGCAGAGAAUCAACCUCCUGGCACCUCAGUUAUAUUAAUGCUGGCAGAAGAUCCAGAUCCUGGUGAGGCUGGCAGACGUAGCUAUAGCAUGUCCCCUUUGAUGAACAGCAGAUCUAUGGACUAUUUCCUUAUCGAUCCUAUAACUGGACUUAUCACCACCACACACGUGCUAGAUAGAGAACACAUGGAUCUCCAUUACUUCAGAGUUACAGCAACAGAUCACGGCUCACCACGUCUGUCCGGAACAACAAUGGUGUCAAUUACAGUUUCCGACCGGAAUGAUCACUCUCCAAUUUUUGAGCAAACUGAAUAUCGGGAAACAAUCCGAGAGAACGUCGAGGAAGGGUAUCCAAUACUGCAGCUGCGUGCUACCGAUCUUGACUCCCAAGCUAAUGCUAACAUUCGAUACCGGUUCAUCGGGGAAAUUGCUGCCAAUGCUCGUUCCGCGUUUGAAAUUGAUCCCCGAUCAGGACUUAUCUCUACACGAGGUAUAGUUGACAGAGAGGUAAAUGAACGCUAUACGCUGCAAGUAGAGGCGACUGAUCAAGGUCGCGAGCCAGGUCCACGGUCUGCUACAGUUAAUGUAUACAUAACGGUUCUAGAUGAAAACGACAACGUUCCACAGUUCAGCCAGAAACGUUAUGUGGUGGCGGUCCGAGAAGACGUGCGGCCACAUUCUGAAAUCCUGCGAGUCAGCGCUUCUGAUGAGGAUAAAGACGUAAAUGCAGCUGUCCACUACAACAUCAUUAGUGGGAACAGCAGGGGACAGUUUGCUAUUGAUAGCGUGACGGGGGAAAUACAAGUUGUGGCACCACUGGACUUUGAGACAGAACGAGAGUAUACGUUACGACUCCGUGCUCAGGAUAACGGUCGUCCACCUUUGUCAAAUAACACUGGAAUAGUGAGUGUCCAAGUCACUGACGUUAACGACAAUCCACCGAUUUUUGUAUCCACCCCAUUUCAAGCCACAGUGCUGGAAAGUGCCCCUGUUGGCCACUCUGUCUUGCACAUACAAGCCAUCGACACUGAUAAUGGUGAUAACGCCCGUCUUGAGUACAGGCUAACAGGAACUGGCUCAGACACACCUUUUGUCAUUAAUGCUGCAACUGGAUGGGUCACAGUAAGUUCAGGACUGGACAGGGAAACAGUGGAACACUAUUUUUUUGGUGUCGAGGCCAGGGAUUAUGGUGUGCCACCUCUGUCUGCGACAGCUAGUGUUACAAUAACAGUGAUGGAUGUCAAUGAUAAUCGUCCAGAGUUCCUGCAGAAGGAGUACUAUGUCAGACUGAAUGAGGACGCUGCAGUCGGCACGAGCGUCGUUACUGUAACAGCGGUUGACCGGGAUAUCAACAGUGCCGUAACCUAUCAGAUCACAGGUGGAAACACACGCAACCGUUUUGCUAUUAGCACAGCUGGAGGGGCUGGACUUCUUUCCCUGGCACUGCCACUUGACUACAAACAGGAGCGGCGCUACGUCCUAACAAUAACUGCUUCUGAUAGAACUCUGCACGAUACCUGUCAGGUACACGUGAACAUCACAGAUGCCAAUACACACCGACCAGUGUUCCAGAGCGCUCACUAUUCUGUGAGCGUAAAUGAGGACAAACCUCCUGGUAGCACCGUCGUGGUGAUAAGUGCCACUGAUGACGAUGUAGGUGAGAAUGCUCGCAUCACAUACUUCCUGGAGGACAACAUUCCACAGUUUCGAAUCGAUCCUGCAACCGGCGCUAUUACCCUCCAGGCUGAGCUGGAUUACGAGGACCAAAUGACGUACACCCUUGCCAUCACAGCCCGCGACAACGGGAUUCCACAGAAAUCAGACACAACCUAUGUUGAAGUCAACGUGAACGAUGUCAAUGACAAUGCACCACAAUUCCUCAGCCAACACUACCAGGGUGGGGUCAGUGAAGAUGCCCCACCUUUCACAAGCGUCCUACAGAUCUCUGCAACUGAUCGGGAUGCUCAUGCUAACAGCCGUGUCCAAUAUACUUUCCAAAAUGGUGAAGACGGCGAUGGUGACUUUACCAUCGAACCCACUUCUGGAAUAGUCCGCACUGUACGCCGAUUGGACCGUGAAAGUGUUCCAUUCUAUGAACUGACUGCAUAUGCAGUGGAUCGUGGAGUUCCACCACAGCGCACACCUGUACGCAUCCAGGUCAGUGUCAUGGACGUUAACGAUAAUGCUCCUGUGUUUCCCGCCGAUGACUUUGCAGUUCGGGUUAAAGAGAAUAGUGCAGUCGGGUCUGUCGUAGCACAGAUCACUGCAACGGAUCCAGACGAAGGUCCAAAUGCCCAGAUCAUGUACCAGAUUGUAGAAGGUAACAUUCCAGAGAUCUUUCAAAUGGACAUCUUUUCAGGAGAGCUAACAUCUCUGAUUGAUCUGGAUUAUGAGACCAAAAACGAGUACAUCAUUGUGGUCCAAGCCACCUCAGCACCUCUGGUGAGCCGAGCCACGGUGCGAGUCUGCCUCGUCGACCAAAACGACAACAGCCCAGAAUUAAAAAACUUUCAGAUCAUAUUCAAUAACUUUGUGUCAAAUCGUUCCAACACCUUUCCAAAUGGAGUUAUUGGUCGUGUUCCGGCUCAUGAUCCUGACGUCACAGAUCGCCUUCACUACACCAUUGAUCAUGGCAACGAGCUCCACCUGCUGCUACUCAACCACACAAGUGGAGAAAUCCGACUUAGCGGCGAACUGGACAACAACCGCCCACUGGUCGCCCACAUGCUCAUCACAGUCACUGAUGGAAUACACAGCGUCAGUGCACAGUGUGAGUUGAGAGUCCUGAUCAUCACAGAGGACAUGCUCAGCAGCAGUGUGACCGUCCGACUUCAAAACAUGUCCCAGGAGCAGUUCCUGUCACCACUGCUGACUCACUUCCUGGAGGGCGUGUCGUCGUUGCUGUCCGUGGCUUCUGCAGAUGUGUUUGUUUUCAAUGUGCAGCCAGAUGCUGAGGCGGAGCGCGUGCUGAAUGUUAGCUUUUCAGCAGCGCUGCUGGGUGGACAGUUCUUUCCUUCAGAAGCGCUGGAGGAGCAGCUUUACCUCAACAGACCCAGACUCAAUAUGCUAACACAAAUGCAGGUGCUGCCAUUCGACGAUAACGUGUGUUUACGGGAGCCAUGCCAGAACUACAUGAAAUGCAUCAGUGUGUUACGCUUCAAUAGCUCUGCCCCCUUCAUCUCAUCCCCAUCCAUGCUGUUCCGGCCCAUCCACCCGAUCGCAGGCCUGCGCUGCCGCUGUCCUACUGGCUUUACAGGAGAUUACUGUGAGAUUGAGAUUAAUAUGUGCUACUCAAACCCCUGCCUAAAUGGAGGAGUGUGUGCGCGUAGAGAGGGAGGAUACACAUGCAUCUGCAGAGAGAACUAUACAGGUGAACGAUGUGAGUUUGACCGGCGUGUUGGCCGCUGUGUCGCGGGUGUGUGUCGGAAUGGCGGGACGUGCCAUGAGGUCUCGGGCGGAGGCUUCCGCUGUGAGUGCCCAGCAGGUGGUUAUGAGAAACCCUACUGCUCCAUUAGCACCCGCUCCUUCCCACCCAAAUCCUUCAUUAUGUUCAGAGGGUUACGCCAGAGAUUUCAUCUGUCCGUCACUCUCUCGUUUGCUACUCUGGAGAGCAGUGGGCUGCUGUUUUAUAAUGGUCGAUUUAAUGAGAAGCAUGAUUUUCUGGCUCUGGAGAUACUGGAUGGACAAGUGGUGCUGAAAUACUCCACAGGUGAGACAUCCACACAGGUGAGCCCGUACCUGCCGGGAGGAGUGAAUGAUGGAAACUGGCAUACUGUCCAUAUCCAUUACUAUAACAAGCCUAAACGAACCGUUAAUGGUGGGGUGCAGGGUCCGUCAGAUGAGAAAGUAGCGGUGGUGAGCGUGGAUGACUGUGACACUGCCAUCUCACUGAGGUUUGGUGUUCAGCUGGGAAACUACAGUUGUGCAGCCCAGGGUAAACAGAGCAGCAGUAAGAAAUCAUUGGACCUGACUGGGCCAUUGUUUCUUGGUGGUGUGCCAAAUGUUCCAGACAAUUUUCCAUUUGGAACAAGAGAAUUUAUUGGCUGUAUGAAAGACCUACACAUUGACAACAGACUCGUGGACAUGGCAGUAUUUGUGGCUAACAAUGGCACCUUGCCGGGCUGCAGUGCCAAGUUGCCGUUCUGUAAGUCAAACCCGUGUAAGAAUGGAGGCACAUGCAGGGUGAGCUGGGAGACGUUCUCCUGUGACUGUCCACUAGGGUUUGGAGGCAAGGACUGUAGCCACGUGAUGCCCCACCCUUACCGUUUCCUGGGUAACAGUGUGCUGUGGUGGGAUCUAAAGAAUGAUGUCACUAUCAGUGCACCCUGGUACAUGGGUUUAGUGUUUCGCACGAGGGCCAAAGACGGGGUGCUUCUCCAGGCUCAGGCAGAACAGUAUACACAUCUAAUCUUUCAGCUCACAGCGGGGCACCUGGUGUUCUCCGUGGCACGGAGGUCAGCACAACCUGUGCGUUUACGGCUUGACCAGGUUCAGGUGUGUGACGGACGCUGGCACGACCUGCAGCUGGAGCUUCGAGACAUACGCAGUGGACGAGAGACCCGCUAUGUGGCUACUGUCAGACUUGAUUUUGGAUUGUACCAGGGCACGGUGAUGGUGGGCAAUGAAAUUCAUGGGCUAAAGGUGAAGCACCUGCAUGUGGGAGGAGUUUUAGGAUCUGGAGAGGUGCAGAGUGGAAUACGCGGCUGUAUACAGGGAGUACGUUUAGGAGUUCGUCCGGAUUCCCCUGCCUUGCCUCGCCCCUCGAAAACUCUCAAAGCAGAGCCUGGCUGUAAUGUCGGCAACACUUGCAGCUCCUCCUCCUGCCCCACCCACAGUCACUGCACUGAUGAUUGGGAACGCCCCUCCUGCAUCUGCGAACCAGGUUUCUAUGGUAAAAGCUGUACUGAUGCCUGCAAGCUGAACCCGUGUGAAAAUGAAGCUAAGUGCCACCGAAAACCCAACUACUCCCACGGGUAUGUUUGUGACUGCGGAGACAACCACUAUGGCCAGUACUGCCAGCACAGGAGUGAGCAGCAGUGUCCGCGGGGUUGGUGGGGUAAUCCUACCUGUGGGCCGUGUCACUGCGAUAUCAGCAAAGGCUUUGACCCAGACUGUAACAAAACCAACGGGCAAUGUCUCUGCAAGGAAUUCCAUUAUCGUCGGCGUGGAAGUGACGUUUGCCUGCCUUGUGACUGUUACCCAGUGGGUUCCCUUACUCGCUCAUGUGACCCAGAGAGCGGCCAGUGCCAGUGCCGACCAGGCGUGAUUGGUCGUCAGUGCAACAUGUGUGACAACCCAUUCGCUGAGGUCACACAGACUGGCUGCGAAGUGAUAUACGAUGGCUGUCCAAAAACCAUCACAAUGGGCAUCUGGUGGCCCAGGACCAAGUUUAACAUGCCCGCAGUGGUGCUCUGUCCCAAAGGAUCAGUGGGAGCUGCUAUUCGACACUGUGAUACAGACAGAGGCUGGCUGGAGCCUGAUCUCUAUAAUUGCACCUCUCCUGCUUUUGUUGAGCUAAACACAGCGCUGGAGUCUGUGGAGAGAAAUGAAACAGUACUGAACACCAUCACUGAAAAGAAGCUGGCCCAUCAGCUGCGUGACGUCACUGAGGCAACACCCCGUCUCUAUGGCAACGACCUCCAGAUAGCCGAGAGACUGCUUUCUCGCCUCCUGACCUUCGAGAGCCUACAAACAGGUUUCAGUCUGACAGCCACGCAGGAUGCUCACUUCACCGAGAAUGUGUUGCGGGCAUGCAGCGCCUUACUGAGCCCAGGCUGUGCGGGGUUAUGGAGGGCACAGAGCUCAACUCAGGAUGGUGCGGCGACGCUGGCUGAUCUGAUGGAGCAAUAUUCACGCACCCUCGCUCAGAACACCAAACAUACCUACCUCAACCCUGUAGCCCUGGUGGCACCUAAUAUCGUGAUGACUGUCGACCGUGUAGAGAACCACACACAUGUGCGGAAACGUUUCCCUCGCUAUCACAGCACAAUGUUUAGAGGCCAGAUGCUUUGGGAUGCACACACACAUGUAGUGCUGCCACCUAGUGCACUGGUGCCACAACGCAACUUCUCCCCGGUGAUUCUGCAAGCCAAUCAGACACCUGAGGUACCAGCAGCACGGCGAUCUGGCCUGCCAAAUAAUUCACCCUUUACCAUUGUAAUUCUUUUGAUAUAUCGCAGCCUGGGAGCCUCACUUCCUUCCAAAUACCACACCGACCGCCGCGGAGUCAGGUUGCCACGUCACCCGGUCUUGAAUUCGCCAGUGGUGAGUGUAUCUGUCUAUAAUAACCACUCAUUCGUGGAGGGUAUCCUGGAGUCCCCGGUCCUGCUGGAGUUCCGUCUGCUUGAAACGAGCAACCGCAGCAAGCCACUGUGUGUGCAGUGGAACCACACCAGCCCUGUGUCAGCAGGAGGUUGCUGGACAGUAAGGGACUGCAGUGUUGUCUAUAGGAACAUGUCCCACGUACGUUGCCAGUGCCACCGUCUAGGCACGUUUGGAGUUUUGAUGGACAGCUCACAUCGAGAGCAAUUAGAAGGUGACCUGGAGACCCUCGCUAUAGUAACUUACACAUCGCUGUUAGUUUCCAUGGUGGCACUGUUGCUAACGGUUACCGUCCUCUCCUGUCUGAGAGAACUGAAGUCCAACACGCGCAGCAUUCACUGCAAUAUGGCCGCCGCCACAUUCCUCUCUCAGCUCACUUACCUGCUGGGGAUCAAUCAGACUGAACAACAGUUUUUGUGCACUGUGGUGGCAAUCCUGCUGCAUUAUUUCUUCAUGUCAGCAUUUGCCUGGCUGUUUGUGGAAGCACUGCACAUUUACCGCAUGCAGACCGAAGCACGCAACAUCAACUACGGAGCCAUGAGGUUCUACUACGCCAUUGGCUGGGGAGUGCCAGCCAUUAUUACAGGACUGGCUGUGGGUUUGGACCCAGAGGGUUAUGGGAACCCUGAUUUCUGUUGGAUCUCUCUUUAUGAUAAACUCAUCUGGAGCUUUGCUGGACCCAUCGUCAUUGUUAUACUGAUGAAUGGGGGAAUAUUUAUGAUAGUGCUGCGCAUUACAUGUAAUCCAUCUCAAAAGGAGACAAAAAAACUGCCCGUAAUUGCCACUAUCCGCAGUGCCUUUCUCCUGCUGCUCUUGAGUGUGUGUGUCUGGUUCUUUGGGCUAAUGGCUGUCAAUAACAGCAUCCUGGCCUUCCACUACCUCUUCAUCAUCCUCUGCCUCAUACAGGGGUUGGCUGUGCUUUUGGUCUUCACUUUGCUGAACUCGGAGGUAAAGGAAGCCUGGAAAGCUGCCUGCUCUGGCAAAAAGAGUCCCACUGAAGACCCUUCCAGACCACCUCAAAUAACUGUCCAGAACCCAUACAACAGUGCCUCCUUGCUGGAGCAGAGUGGAUUACACCGUAUCACACUGGGAACAUCCACAGUAUCAUCAGUCAGCAGUGCUCGUAGGGAAAAUCUUCUACGUCAGACAGCUGAGCAGGCAUUGGGUCACAAGGGAGCCACUGAUCUUGAUGUAGCAAUGUUCCACCGCAACGGAGGUGAGGACUCGGACUCAGACUCUGAUCUUUCUCUGGAGGAGGAAAGGAGUCUGUCUAUCCCAUCGUCUGAAAGUGAUGACAACGUGCGUCUCCGGGGACGGAUCCAGCGACGCUUCAAACGUACCAAUCACAGAGAGCGUUUGCUCACUGAACCCACCCACAACGGCACCAAAGAUCUGGAUGGGAAUGACCUGCUUUCCUAUUGGCCAGCGUUGGAAGGGUGUGAGACCCACUCUCUGCAAAAAUGGGGUUCGGAGCGCCGUCUCGAGGCCGAUUACAGCAAAGAUGCAGCCAAUAACAAUCAGGCAGACGCUGCACUCACCAGCGGGGACGAGAAUGGACCAACCCCCAUGCACAGACACCGCAAAGGUAUCCUAAAAAACCGUCUGGGCUGCCCCCCAGCUCUGCAAGGUUUGUCCUCAGUGGGCCGGGUUCCUAGCGAGCUCUCCUGGUACCGUACAUCCACUCUGGGCCACCGGGGUGUCCCAGCCGCCUCUUAUGGUCGUAUGUGCUCCGGGACUGGCUCCCUGUCCCAGCCGGCUUCGCGUUACUCCUCCAGAGAGCACUUGGACUCACUUGCAAGGCGUCAGCGCUCUAGAGAAAACCUUGACCUGUUGCCACGUAGACGUGAGUUUGGCUCCAGAGAACACCUAGGCCCCGUCCACAGCAUCCACGCCUCUAGAGAAGAUCUUGGCGCCGCAAUGGCUGCUAUUGGGGGGGUAACAGGAAUGGAGGGCUCAUUGAGAAUGCCGCUAAGCAAUCUGUUAAGGCAGCACGCAUCCAGAGAGCACCUCAGCCGCUCCAGAGACCAGCUGGAGUCCAAUGGAGGCGCCGGAACGGCACCACAGCCAUGCCGCGAAUGGCUUCGAACUCUCCCCCCACGACAACUCUCACAUUCUGAAUCGCACUCUACAUCCUCUCCUCCACCACCAAUCACUGAGGAACCCCAAGAAGCUGCAGCUUUACUGCGUGGGCGCCUAGACUCCGCUCCUCAAUGUAGAUAUCCCGUGGCUUCAAUGGUCCCUGGUGGCCCACCCAGCCGGCAGCCUUCUACAGAACAGCUGGACAUUCUCUCAUCUAUUCUAGCCUCCUUCAGUUCCACAGUGCUUCCUAACCCUUCCUCCUCCACCACUGGCCCGUCACCCUCACCCCCUCCUCAUUCUGCAACCUCGCAAAGCAUCUCUGAAGUGUCACCAGAUUCAGAACCUCACAGAAGUGAUGGACAGUCUUGAUGAUGUCUCACCAGUCCCAUGAUGCGUUUCUGCUCAUGGGCAUAGAGGGACAGCAGAAGGCCAAGUACACUGAGAAGGUUUCAGGUGUUUUCUGACAUACUGGAGGACCUGAGAGGACUGACUGAGAGACAGUGUGGUGGAAUCUCCGGAGACAAGUUGUUUACAGUCAUAUUUUAUAUUAGCCUUUUACGGCUAUAAAUACAGGGUGAGCACUAGUAUUAAACUGCUGGACACUGAUGGACCGUUACUGAAAACGCUGAACAGAGAAGAAACAAAUAGCUUGUACAUAACCUUUUUAUACCUUUUUGUAUUUUUUUCAUUUGCAAUGCAGGAAUCUGAUGUUUUUACAGACGUGUGUCCGGCAUAUGGGGUUGUUGAGUGCGUGGUGCUUCAGUACAGUGGACUCCUAAACCUAUU
Trichomycterus rosablanca is the source of this 9662-nucleotide messenger RNA. RefSeq names its product cadherin, EGF LAG seven-pass G-type receptor 3 (gene celsr3). The transcript has 36 exons. NCBI's taxonomy places the organism in Eukaryota, Metazoa, Chordata, Actinopteri, Siluriformes, Trichomycteridae. The record is from RefSeq and is a predicted model, not a curated record. Bases 84 to 9245 code for a protein of 3053 amino acids. Gene Ontology annotation, molecular function: G protein-coupled receptor activity; calcium ion binding. Gene Ontology annotation, biological process: G protein-coupled receptor signaling pathway; homophilic cell-cell adhesion; cell surface receptor signaling pathway. Gene Ontology annotation, cellular component: plasma membrane.